CCCAGUCACUAAUCUAUUAUACUCAAUGACUUAAUUUGUAAACAAAUUUAACAUUCAUUUUCCAUUUUGUAGCAAUGGCAUCCAUGAACUCCGUUUUGACAUGCAGCUAUGAAAUCUCAGGCAGUGGAUCAUCCGGGCUAAAUUCCAAGCUCGCCUUAGUGCCAUCACUCGCUUCCGCGGUUGUGUGUGGUGGUCACAAGUUGCCUGUCGUCAGAUCCCAACAGGCUAAACUCUCUGAGGUCAAACAAUCAGGUGGCAGUGAAGGAAGAAGAGCUGCUAUGCUGUAUUUGGCAGCUACCCUUCUCACCUCAGCCGCCGCUUCUUCCGCCAGUGCAGGGGUCAUCGACGAUUACCUUGAAAAGAGCAAAGCUAACUAUGGGAAAACGCAGGAAUUGAAUGACAAUAAGAGGUUGGCCACAAGCGGAGCAAACUUUGCGAGAGCAUACACUGUUCAAUUUGACAGCUGCAAGUUCCCUGAGAACUUUACUGGAUGCCAGGAUCUUGCAAAGCAAAAGAAAGUGCCCUUCUUCUCUGAUGAUUUUGGCCUUGGAGUGUGA
This is a messenger RNA of Hibiscus syriacus, 557 nucleotides long. RefSeq names its product photosystem I reaction center subunit N, chloroplastic-like. The coding region runs from base 75 to 557 and encodes 160 amino acids. NCBI's taxonomy places the organism in Eukaryota, Viridiplantae, Streptophyta, Magnoliopsida, Malvales, Malvaceae. The record is from RefSeq and is a predicted model, not a curated record. Gene Ontology annotation, cellular component: chloroplast photosystem I. Gene Ontology annotation, biological process: photosynthesis. The transcript has 3 exons.